AUGUCUGAAGACCACCCAGCCAUCCACCCACCCUCCGAGUUCAAGGACAACCACCCCCACUUCGGAGGCCCCCACCUCGACUGUCUGCAGGACUACCACCAGCUGCACAAGGAGUCCAUUGAGGACCCCAAGGCCUUCUGGAAGAAGAUGGCCAACGAGCUCAUCUCCUGGUCAACCCCCUUUGAAACUGUGCGAUCUGGCGGCUUCGAGCACGGCGACGUGGCCUGGUUCCCCGAGGGCCAGCUCAACGCCUCCUACAACUGUGUGGAUCGACACGCCUUUGCCAACCCCGACAAGCCCGCCAUCAUUUUUGAGGCCGAUGAGCCGGGCCAGGGCCGAAUCGUCACCUACGGCGAACUGCUGCGACAGGUGUCUCAGGUCGCAGCCACCCUGCGAUCCUUCGGCGUCCAGAAGGGCGAUACUGUGGCCGUCUACCUGCCCAUGAUCCCCGAGGCCAUUGUCACUCUGCUGGCCAUCACCCGAAUUGGCGCUGUCCACUCGGUCAUCUUCGCCGGCUUCUCCUCCGGUUCUCUGCGAGACCGAAUCAACGACGCCAAGUCCAAGGUUGUCGUCACCACCGACGCCUCCAUGCGAGGAGGCAAGACCAUCGACACCAAGAAGAUUGUCGAUGAAGCCUUGCGAGACUGCCCCUCUGUUACCCACACCCUGGUCUUCCGACGAGCAGGUGUCGAGAACCUGGCCUGGACUGAGGGCCGGGACUUCUGGUGGCACGAGGAGGUCGUCAAGCACCGACCCUACCUUGCCCCCGUCCCCGUUGCCUCCGAGGACCCCAUCUUCCUGCUUUACACCUCUGGAUCCACCGGCACCCCCAAGGGUCUGGCCCACGCUACCGGUGGCUACCUGCUUGGUGCUGCCCUGACCGCCAAGUACGUGUUUGACAUCCACGGAGACGACAAGCUGUUCACCGCUGGAGACGUUGGCUGGAUCACCGGCCACACCUACGUGCUCUACGGUCCUCUGAUGCUCGGAGCCACCACUGUUGUGUUCGAGGGAACCCCUGCCUACCCCUCCUUCUCGCGAUACUGGGACAUUGUCGACGACCACAAGAUCACCCACUUCUACGUGGCUCCCACCGCCCUGCGUCUCCUGAAGCGGGCCGGCACCCAUCACAUUAAGCACGACCUGUCGUCUCUGCGAACCCUCGGCUCUGUGGGUGAGCCCAUUGCCCCCGACGUGUGGCAGUGGUACAACGACAACAUUGGCCGAGGCAAGGCCCACAUCUGUGACACCUACUGGCAGACCGAGACUGGCUCGCAUAUCAUUGCCCCCAUGGCCGGCGUGACCCCCACCAAGCCCGGUUCUGCUUCCCUGCCUGUCUUUGGAAUUGAUCCCGUUAUCAUUGAUCCCGUGUCUGGCGAGGAGCUCAAGGGUAACAACGUUGAGGGUGUUCUUGCCCUGCGAUCUCCCUGGCCCUCCAUGGCCCGAACCGUGUGGAACACCCACGAGCGAUACAUGGAGACCUACCUGCGGCCCUACCCCGGCUACUACUUCACCGGUGAUGGUGCUGCCCGAGACAAUGACGGCUUUUACUGGAUCCGAGGCCGAGUCGACGACGUUGUCAACGUUUCUGGCCACCGUCUUUCCACCGCCGAGAUUGAGGCUGCUCUCAUUGAGCACGCUCAGGUGUCUGAGUCUGCCGUUGUUGGUGUCCAUGACGAUCUGACUGGCCAGGCCGUCAACGCCUUUGUGGCUCUCAAGAACCCCGUCGAGGAUGUGGACGCUCUGCGAAAGGAGCUUGUUGUGCAGGUGCGAAAGACCAUUGGACCCUUUGCUGCUCCCAAGAAUGUCAUCAUCGUGGACGAUCUGCCCAAGACUCGGUCUGGCAAGAUCAUGCGACGAAUUCUGCGAAAGGUGCUUGCUGGCGAGGAGGACCAGCUCGGAGACAUUUCCACUCUUGCUAACCCCGACGUUGUCCAGACCAUCAUUGAGGUUGUUCACUCGUUGAAAAAGUAA
Molecule: messenger RNA, 1974 nt
Organism: Yarrowia lipolytica CLIB122
Lineage: Eukaryota; Fungi; Ascomycota; Dipodascomycetes; Dipodascales
Product: acetate--CoA ligase
Cellular component (GO): cytosol
Molecular function (GO): AMP binding; acetyl-CoA synthetase activity
Source: RefSeq, a predicted model, not a curated record